Triticum urartu is the source of this 1940-nucleotide messenger RNA. Lineage: Eukaryota; Viridiplantae; Streptophyta; Magnoliopsida; Poales; Poaceae. The record is from RefSeq and is a predicted model, not a curated record.
CUAGCUAGAUAAGCUUGGAGGAGCUAGCCGCCGGCAGUCGCUCAACCAGCUAGAGAGAUAUUAGGGUAUGUGUGAUGGCGUCAGUAGUAAUGAUAGUAGUAGUGCUCCUAUUUUUGCUGGCUGCCGGAGCAGCAGCGGCGGCUGACCCGAUGAGUCCGACUCCGAGGAUCGGGAUGCCCGGCUGUGAGACGUCGUGCGGCGACGCGGAGGUGCCGUACCCGUUCGGCAUUGGCCCGGACCCCGGCUGCUUCCUGCACCAGCCGGGGUUCAACCUCACCUGCGACCGCACCCACGACACCCCGCGCCUGCUUCUCCCCGUCUCGGGAGCAGGCGUCGGCAAAGACCUGUAUCUCCGGGUCGAGGGCAUCGACAUCGAGUCCUCCAUGAUGGUGGUAUUCCACACCGUCCACUUGAGCACCACUGGGUCCGACGACCUAAUCCUGAGGCUGAGGGGGGCCUUCAGGCUGUCCAGCCGCAACGAGCUCGUCCUAACCGGCUGCAACGUGCAGUCGACGCUGCUGGGGAAGAUGAAGGGCAACGCCACCGCCACGGUAAGCGGCUGCUUCUCAUUCUGCGGCGCCAGCGACAGCGCCGCCACCCGGUUCAGCCGGGGUUGCUCCGGUUCCGGCGGCUGCUGCCGUUCACCCAUCGCCAGGUACUACUACCAGGUUGAGGACGGACUAGCGGCGGAAGUAUGGUACGACGUGAAGCUCAGCUGGUUCGGUCGAGACGUGAGCGCGGACAAGGCGCGAGCCCCCGCCCAUGCGUUCGUCGCCUUGGAAGGCUGGUUCGACUACUGGCUCUCCAACUCCACGAAUGCUACCACGCUGGAUGCUCCCGUUCUUCUGGACUACUACCUCAGCGGCGACUGCGCCAACAAUCCAUGCAAGAGCAACCACAGCGACUGCUCUACACCGUCAGGGGGGACAUAUAUAUGCGAGUGCAAAUCUGGGUACGAAGGUAACCCCUACGUCCCCGACGGCUGCCAAGUUUCCAAGUGCUUGGGGUGCUACGGUAAUUGCACCAUCAUCAAAGGAAAUGCCGUGUGCCAGUGCCCUCCAGGACAACACGGCAACGCUGCCAUGCCCGGUGGAUGCGGCGUCGAUCGUACCCACGCACGAAACUGUACAAGGUAUUGCGGUGACGUCCAUGUGCCAUUCCCGUUCGGCAUCCAAGGCACGGACCCUGCCAGUUGCUAUCAUCCUGGGUUCAAUCUCACCUGCGACAAAACCAAGAACCCGCCACAGCUGCUCCUGGGUGACGGCGGCCAGCUCCGCAUCGAGAAGAUCAACCUAGACAACGCCACCGUGGGAGUUGUUGUAACACCCCUGUCCAGAUCGAGAGGAUCGGAGUAGGCCUGGAGAGGGGAUCAGCGAGGUAGGUGGGAUACUUGGAGAAGAGGGUGAGGAACGAGAGAAAGAGGAUGAGUCAAUCAGUCCAUUUCAUACAGCCUGUCGAUCUCAGGAUCGCCUUCAGGGUUAAGUACAGACACGCCUGGCCCGUGGCCAACUCACACACGCACUCCUGACCCUGUGACCCACCGGUCAGCUACCACACUUUCUCCUACACGCUAGGGCCUGCUUGACAGUCACACCGUGGCUGGUGUGACACUCUCCCUGUCUUCAGAACGUGCGUCCUCGCUCGAGUCUUGAUGGUUCCAGAUUGGAGCAGCCGGAAAGCGUCGACGGAGAACAUCGUAAUCCUCCCAUGUCGUCGCUGUUGCUGGUUUGUCCCACUGCACAUGGAGCUGAACCACGGAAGCAUUGCCUCGUUUCAUCAUCCGCCUGUCCAAGAUAGCCACAGGUGUAGUAUCCACUGUCGUCAGAUCCCCUGUGCUGGGAAGUUCAGAGAACACUGGCGAGUAGUUUGGAGUGAGUGGUUUCAGCUGGGAUAUAUGGAAGAUUGGAUGUAUGCGGCUGUCUUGGGGCAAGUCCAGCCUG